This is a messenger RNA of Corylus avellana, 1440 nucleotides long. NCBI's taxonomy places the organism in Eukaryota, Viridiplantae, Streptophyta, Magnoliopsida, Fagales, Betulaceae. The record is from RefSeq and is a predicted model, not a curated record.
UAUUCUCAAAACCCCACUCUUUGAGUUCGAUUCUCUCUAACCCGCGAAUUCCUGAAAAUGACGAAGGUGUACGGAACCGGUACGUACGAUUUCAAGCGGCACCGAGUGGCGGAGUACCCCGCUAAGCUGCCGGCGGAGAAGACGGUGGCGGCGAAGCCCGGGGGGGCGGUCCCGAGCACGAUAACGCUGUCGGAGAUUCAGCGGGACCGGCUGACGAAGAUUGCGGCGGAGAAUUGGUCGAGGGCCGGCGGGACGAAGCCGGAGAAGCCGUUCGAACCGGAGCUGGUGAAGGAGAUCUACGAGACGGAGCUAGUGGUGAAAGGUGGGAGAAAGCCCGUUCCGUUGCAGAGGGUGAUGAUUCUGGAGGUGAGCCAGUACCUGGAGAACUAUCUGUGGCCAAAUUUCGAUCCAGAAACGGCGACGUUCGAGCAUGUGAUGUCGAUGAUAAUCAUGGUCAAUGAAAAGUUUCGAGAGAAUGUGGCAGCUUGGGUAUGCUUCUAUGAUCGGAAAGAAUUGUUCAAGGCAUUCCUUGAGAGGGUUCUUCGGCUGAAAGAGGGAAGAGAAUUAAGCAUAGCUGAGAAGACGAAUUACUUGGUUUUCAUGAUCAAUGCCUUUCAGAGCUUGGAAGAUGAGGUUGUCAGUGAGACGGUUUUGAGAUUAGCAAGUUUGCAAUCCUGGCACAGUUUGUCAUAUGGUCGUUUUCAGAUGGAACUUUGUCUUAAUAUGGAUUUGAUCAAAAAAUGGAAAAGAAUGAUGAAGAGGGAGGUUAAGGAGGCAGCGACACGAGGAGAGAUUUUUGACCCCUCAACUAAGCUUGAAGUGAAAUUCUUGAGAAAUCUUAUUGAAGAAUUUCUGGAGGUACUUGAUUCGAAGGUUUUCCCGCAGCAACAGUGUGUUAAUGAAGAUGAUGAAGUAAUUGAUGGCAAUGGUUUGGAGAAAGUUGAUGAUGCUUGCGUUUUGUACUGUGAGAGGUUUAUGGAAUUUCUUAUUGAUCUCUUGAGCCAACUGCCAACAAGGAGGUACUUGAGACCUCUUGUUGCUGAUGUAGCUGUUGUUGCCAAAUGCCAUUUAAGUGCUCUUUAUAGACAUGAGAAGGGAAAACUUUUUGCACAACUGGUCGACUUGCUACAAUUUUAUGAGAAAUUUGAGAUUAAUGAUCAUGCUGGGACACAACUGACAGAUGAUGAGGUGCUCCAGUGUAAUUAUGACCGUUUCCUGUCUUUCCAGCUUCUUGCAUUUAAGAAGAUCCCAAAGUUGCAAGAACUUGCAUUGGCAAACAUUGGUGCAAUUCACAAGCGAGCUGAUCUCUCUAAGAAGUUGUCUGUGCUUUCUCCUGAAGAGUUGAAGGAUUUGGUUUGCUGUAAGGCAACCGACAACGUGCCUUGCAUUGGGGAUAGAGAAACGGAGCGUCUGCAAAAAGGCACCCUGGGCCCAGAGUAG